CGGCGCUGGCCAUGGCUGCAGUGUCCCUCUUAUCCACUUUGGCCACCCGGCUGCUCCGGCCGGCGCAGAGCUGCAGCCUCCACCAUCGCCCCUUCCACCUCUCGGCAGUUCGAAAUGAAGCUGUUGUCAUUUCGGGAAGGAAACUUGCUAAGCAGAUCAAGCAGGAAGUGCGGCAGGAGGUGGAAGAGUGGGUGGCAUCAGGCCACAAACGGCCGCACCUGAGCGUCAUCCUGGUUGGUGAGAAUCCUGCAAGUCACUCCUAUGUCCUCAACAAAACCAGAGCAGCUGCCGAUGUGGGAAUCAACAGUGAGACAAUUGUGAAACCAGCUUCAAUUUCAGAGGAAGAACUGUUGAAUUUAAUCAAUAAACUAAAUAAUGAUGAUAAUGUAGAUGGCCUCCUUGUUCAGCUGCCUCUUCCAGAGCACAUUGAUGAGAGAAAGAUCUGCAAUGCUGUUUCUCCCGACAAAGAUGUUGAUGGCUUUCAUGUAAUUAACGUAGGGCGAAUGUGUCUGGACCAGAAUUCCAUGUUACCAGCUACUCCAUGGGGUGUGUGGGAAAUAAUUAAGCGAACUGGUAUCCCAACCCUGGGGAGGAACGUGCUUGUGGCUGGAAGGUCAAAAAACGUUGGAAUGCCCAUUGCAGUGCUGCUGCACACGGACGGGGCGCACGAACGCCCCGGAGGUGAUGCCACUGUCACAAUAUCUCAUCGAUAUACUCCCAAGGAGCAGCUGAAGAAACAUACAGCUCUUGCAGAUAUUGUGGUCUCCGCUGCAGGCAUUCCAAAUCUGAUCACAGCAGAUACGAUUAAGGAAGGAGCACCUGUCAUUGAUGUGGGAAUAAAUAGAAUUCAAAAUCCCAUAACUGCUAAACCCAAGUUGGUUGGAGAUGUGGAUUUUGAAGGAGUCAGGAAGAAAGCCGGUUACAUCACUCCAGUCCCUCGGGGUGUUGGUCCCAUGACGGUGGCAAUGCUAAUGAAGAAUACCAUUAUUGCUGCAAAAAAAGUGCUGAGGCUUGAAGAGCGGGAAGUACUGAAGUCUAAGGAGCUUGGAGUAGCAAGAGGGCAGCUGUGCUUACCACUAUACCACCAAUGCUGCACAAAUUUGUCUUUUCUACGAUUGCAUUUCCCAGAUGUUAUUCCAAUAAUGAGUUGAUGCUCACUUCAGGUUCCAAACCUUCUGAGUCCAACUGGUCAAACCAAAGGAAAAAUGUUCCAAGAGAGAAUCAGGGAAAAGGUAAAAAGGAAAGAAGUGAUGGUAGUUGAGUAGAAAAAAGAUUACCCUAAUUUAAUAUAUGUAUUGAUUGAUAACCAGAAGAAAAACUACAUGUUAAUAGUCUCCUAAGCUGUCAUUUUGUAGCUUAGUCAUUGGGAAAAUGUUUGGGGUUGUUUCAUUUGCUAUUAGCCCUCAUUUUAUGUUCGUUAC
Molecule: messenger RNA, 1421 nt
Organism: Physeter macrocephalus (sperm whale)
Lineage: Eukaryota; Metazoa; Chordata; Mammalia; Artiodactyla; Physeteridae
Gene: MTHFD2
Product: methylenetetrahydrofolate dehydrogenase (NADP+ dependent) 2, methenyltetrahydrofolate cyclohydrolase
Exons: 7
Coding region: 12-1151 (379 amino acids)
Biological process (GO): tetrahydrofolate interconversion
Cellular component (GO): mitochondrion
Molecular function (GO): methylenetetrahydrofolate dehydrogenase (NAD+) activity; methylenetetrahydrofolate dehydrogenase (NADP+) activity; methenyltetrahydrofolate cyclohydrolase activity
Source: RefSeq, a predicted model, not a curated record